Diprion similis is the source of this 4386-nucleotide messenger RNA. RefSeq lists its product as uncharacterized. Gene Ontology annotation, cellular component: membrane. Gene Ontology annotation, molecular function: G protein-coupled receptor activity. NCBI's taxonomy places the organism in Eukaryota, Metazoa, Arthropoda, Insecta, Hymenoptera, Diprionidae. Gene Ontology annotation, biological process: cell surface receptor signaling pathway; G protein-coupled receptor signaling pathway. The transcript has 3 exons. The record is from RefSeq and is a predicted model, not a curated record. The coding region runs from base 10 to 3840 and encodes 1276 amino acids.
CUGUUAGGAAUGUUCAGAGAAUUUCUGAUCGUCGGUUUCUUGACGUGGCGUAUCGAUUUCGUUUUAUUAACGCGUAAUCAGUGCCCUGAGGAACUAUCCACCGUCGACAGCAUCCAAGGAAAUGUUGGUCGAGUUACUUGGCCGAAGACGUUUUCCCACACGUCGGUUUACUCCGAUCCGUUGUGUCUUUCGGAAGAUUAUCAUCUCAUGAAGAGAGAGUGCUCAGACACAUGGCUUCCCCGGGUAGCAGCAAACUGCAUUUACGUUUCCCCGAGAAAAUCGAAACUUUAUUGCCCUCCAGGAUAUGCAGCAAUCAGUGGCAAGGAAGAUCACGUUUGCAUAAUGGUUUCCAGGGAAAUGUGGGCCAGCACUUGUAAAUUUUCCCCCAAGAUGUUUGAUGACGUGGGGACGGACUUGCUGAUCGCAAUUUUCGAACACCUCAAAAAACGUGGGUUGCAUACAACAUGGCUCCCCGUUAAAAGGUUGGACAAUUUUGGUCCUCUGCUUUGGAUUAUCCCGGGUCCACUCUGGAGUUCGCGUUUUCACAUGUCGGAGGCAUUUAAUGUGACUUAUGGAGAUAGAAGCAAAGGGUGUCUGGUGCUCGAUUUAUCGAAUGGUUUCAACGUGCGGGCUGAGAGUUGCGCCGCCACUCAUCCCUACCUGUGUAUCGUAGAGAAGGAUUAUUUCGUGCAAGGUGCUUGUCCUCCAAAGUACAUUGCCUCGCCAAUUCCGGGGGAUAAACGGUGCUUCAAUCUGGUGAAGAGCGAGGAAAGAAUCGACUGGCGAGGGGCUAUGAACAGCUGCAAGACCGCGCAAAUCGACAAUCCAUUUAUCGAACAAUUAUUUUCUGGAGUGGCAAGGAAACGGGAUUUGGAGGAGACGGAGUUUUGCUGGAUCGGAGGUGACGGCAGAUACACCAGCAACACCGUGGCAAUGGCUGUGAACGGUGAAUCCAGAAAUUUGAAUACCAGCGUUAAGCUGCGUUGCGUCUUCUGCCAAAUUGACACUCCGAUUCAUCCUGCUCCCAGCAUUAGUUUGAAGUUUUAUCAAAACGAUAAACAGCUUCACCUUAGUGUUCACGGUGAUGAAGGUCUGUGGAAGUUAUCAUCGUCCGAUCCCGGAAUUCGAUGUUUUACCGACGCGAACGGCGACUUAAUUCGGAACAUUAAAAUGAAGAGAAUCUCGGACCAGAGAUGGACGUCUAAGGACAUUGAGCCAGACGUCGACUUCGAGGAUCGCGUUGACCUCAACGUGGAUAUCCACAAGACUGUUUAUCAAUUAAAAAUCAGCGAUAGGGGUCCUGGCUCUUACAUUUGUGAUGCUCACACUGUCGGCGGAGAAUUAUUGUCCACGAAACCUGUGAUUGCUUACGACGAUCUAAAGGGAAAUGCGUUCGCGCUGGGGGUUGAGGUCAUCGGUGCUUGUGAAAGCAUAGAAAAAUGCGACCCAACGUUCUACAAUAUGAAUAAAAAACUUGCCACAGACAUCGAGGAGACAACGUCUGAACAGUUGGUAGAGGAUAUCAGAUUGAUGCGAAUCCUCAACAUCACUCCCGACGGUAACGUAAGUGCUUUGUAUCACAUAACCACGAAAUACUUUGACAAUGAAAAUUUUGCUGCAGAGGUUAGCGCGAACGCGUUCAUGAGGUCGAAGCGACUGUUCCAGCUACUUGCUGCGAUGAAUCCACAAAUGUAUAAGUUCAUUUUUUUACGCAACUGCGACGGUUGCUUAAGGUCGGUCACCGGCAAAGGUAAGAGUCACUUGGUGUGGCCGUAUACAUACGUCGGGGUUACCACUGUUUCGGAAGAAAUUUGCUUGGACUCGAAAGAACUUCCGGUGCACCGAGUUUGCCAGGGAAGCUACUUGCACGGGGGCACGUGGUCCGAGCCAUCCGACGAGUGUGCGAGUGACGUUUCACCGUCAACGAGGAGAUUUUACGAGAUAAGCAGGAACGUUCAGGCAUACGACCGUGAAUCAGGCAAUGAAGUUUUGAGGAUAGUUGAAAAUGUAGAGCAGCUCUCGACCGCCGAUAUUUAUUUUCUUUCAAAAAUAAUCGAACACGAGGCUGCGACUCACGUUGCAACGGAAGUGACGCUGGAAGACGUAUCCCGCAUCUCGAUUAUAUUGGACAAGGUGAUGAAAACAGAUUCAACCGUACUCAGACAGUCCGGGAUUCUGAAUUCCACUAAUAUUCUUCUGGACUCCCUUGGUAGGCUGCUGGACUUCGCGUCAACGACGAUCAGUACGGAAUAUCUAACUGAAGACGACGGGUUGAUUAGUAUCGUUACGUCGAAUCUAAUCAUCUACAUAUCAGAUCCGAAUAUCACGAACGUCACUGGACUGGCACUGAUAAAAAACUCCACGAAUUACACCGUGGCGACUAGCUCUUUCUUCGACUUUAACCUCGUGCCUCUGGGUCCUGACCAUAGUAUUGAAAAUGUCGCUGGACUGGGUGACGUUGAGGUGGCGACCUGGCUACCAAGGAAUCUGCUCGACCUGCUCAUGAAGCCAAACUAUACGAAUUUCAACUCGAGCGUAGGAAAUUCUACCGUAAACGAUUCUCUCAGGGUUGUAACCACUCUCUUCUACGAUGACAUAGUGUUCGACAGUGGUUUGAUGGGUCAAAAUCCCAACGAGGUCAGCAGCCGAGUGGUCAGCAUGUCGGUGCCUGGAUACGGCGCAAAUCUUCCGUUUCCGAUACCGCUUCUGUUUAAACCAUUGAAGGGAACUCCGCAGCAAACGAAGACCUGCGCUUUCUGGGACUUCGAUUAUGUCAGCAUUUCUACCGUAGCUUCAUUCAGCGCAUGGUCUGAAGAUGGGUGCCAGGACUCCGGAAGAACACGAGAUCUUUCCGGUGAGUUGAACGUCUGUCUUUGUUCUCAUUUGACGCACUUUGCGCAGUUAGUUUUGGGCCACUUUCCGGGUCCCGAGGAAGUUGGGGACCCAGUUUCCAUCCAGCACGGACAGGCCCUCGAGGUGAUAACGGUCAUUGGUUGCAUCCUGUCCAUGGUCGGUGUAUUCGGCAUUCUGAUAACAGCAACCGUCUUCAAAACUUGGCGGAAGAAGCCUGGCAGCAAAGUCUUGAUCCAACUGGCCUUGGCUUUGGGACUGGAGAAGUUUGUGAUCGGCAUUUUGCCGAUAGUGGAUUCCGUGAAUUAUCCGAUUCCCUGCAUCGUCACUGGCGCAAUUCUUCACUACGCCGUGCUUGCGGAAUUUUCGUGGAUGCUGGUAACCGCUUGGCUUCAGUUCAAAAGAUACGUCACGGUUCUUGGCGCUAAGCGACCACCAAGAUUUUUACUCAAGGCGGCCGGAUUCGCCUGGGGAGUUCCUAUGAUAAUAGUUUCCAUCGUUGCUGGAAUCGAUCCUUACGCCUACAUGCCGGAAACCGAUUCCAGGGUGACUUAUUGCUACGUAUCUGGUAUCGCACAAUACGUCGGUCUCCUCGGACCGGUGAUUACCGUUAUUUCUCUGAACGCAUUUCUGUUCGUUCGCGUAAUUCACAGCAUCCUAGGGGCUCAGAAUAAAAGAUCCAACUUCCAUGGCGAUAAGACCCUUGUCAUCGCGCAACUCAGGCUUGGAAUCAUGCUGUUCUUUCUACUGGGAAUCACCUGGGUAUUUGGUCUGGUCGCGAAAAUGGGGGGUGGCUUGCUAUUCAGUUACCUAUUUUGCAUCACCGCCACCUUACAAGGUUUAGUUUUGUUCACGUUUUUUAUUAUUUGCGACCCAGCCACGAGACAACUAUGGUAUUCGCUUAUUAAACUGAAAGGAAAAACGCCUGGUACAGUCAGCCCAAACUCUUCGCCUAGUAGCGCUGUCAGCGAGUACAGUCAACGUUAUUGAAUCCAAUCGGAUUUCCAUUUCGUGAUUUUAUAAAGAAAUUCGAUUUUCAAUCUAAAUGAUUAUAAAAGUUCUCGGCUUUAGUCUGAUUGGAAAUCUUAUAAGAAUUUGAAAAUUCUCGUGGCGAAUUGUACUCCGUAUUUCUUUGGGGUAGAAAAAAAAGUAUUUCAAAGGAAAAAGUACCGCAUAGCUUUUUUAUCCAAUAAAUAAAAUGAUUAAUCUUCUCCCAAACUCUGCUAUCGUAUUCUUUUAUUGCACAUCCAAGCACUAAUAACACAAGUGAACAUUUGCUUACUGUGACUCAUCUUCCAGGUGUUUUAUUAUUACACACAACGAACGUGGAUGGAAGAUUAAACCUACUUACAUCACAUGACGUUAAUUAGAAAUACCGACGACUGUAUAAAUAUUAUGCAGAAGUAAGAUAUUUCCAAGCUAUUGUCAUCACAGCCCGGAACACGAAUAGUUUCAUUGUACUCAGAUCAAGUUUCGUUAACGAUAUAGAUUACGUUUGAUUUUAAUUAAUGAAGCUGAUCUAUUAUUCUUCUACAA